Messenger RNA from [Torrubiella] hemipterigena, 4730 nucleotides. NCBI's taxonomy places the organism in Eukaryota, Fungi, Ascomycota, Sordariomycetes, Hypocreales, Clavicipitaceae. The record is from the annotation of a GenBank genome assembly.
AUCCGCCACCGUUCUAAGCUCAUCAGCACGCUGCUUGCAAUCGGUAAACUUGAAAGAGACGCUUAAAAUCCCUUUUUUCCAGUAUCUGCUCAGCGUCAGCAAGCAGUCUCUGCGCUUUGCACUCUCUUGUUGUUUCAUCAUCUUGUCCAGGGAGCAGCCGGGCGCAAACUCCACAACCGCUACGCCGCCAGAACGGCGUUAUCGGGACUCUACCGCGCUCACGAGACACCGUGCAAGAUAUGCAUGGCUACUCGCGCUCUCUCUGAUUUGCCGCAUGAGGGGAAGGAUUUGUUAAUUGUCACCGUCAUCGCCUUGAAGCGCAGUCUCUGGUGGAAUGGCUGCCGACAAUUUCCGUCAAGGGAGCACCAUGACGCCGAAUUCGUGGAAUAGGGAUAUGCCUAUGUGGCAGGCAGAGCCUCAGCAGCAAUUCCGGUCACCGGAGCCAUCUUGGGCUCGCGACUUAAGACGGCCUGCAGAUGGUCUUCAAGAGCACACGAUGCAUCGAACAGUCCAGGUGCAUCACCAGCUCUUGUCAAGUCAAGCGCAUAUGUAUAAUCAACCACAUCACCCGCAUCAACCCCGCCCAACUCGUCCAAUGCGCCCACCGCGCCAGGCACAUCAAACGCACCAAACGCAUCCUGUCCACCCAGUCUCCCCACCUGAUUAUCAGAGACUUGGCCCCUCUGGACAAGAGCCCAGUCUUAAGCCAAAAGCGAAGCCAUCCUCAGCAGCGUUUUCGGGAAACCCAGAAGAAGGGUCGAUGCUCAGCCUUCAAGACAUCACGCUUAUGAGCAAGAGUGCUUCUGAGGACCCUCCGGCCAUGAAUAUGGCGUCUGGCGAGGUCAAGACAACCAGAGCAUCAUGCCGCUUUUCUCUGUUUGAAACACGUAGCAAUGAGCGACGCCCAAUGCAUUGCGAAUCCCAGCUCUGCGAGAUCAAGACAUAUCGCCUGCCCUAUGAGCCGCACCGAAUUGCUUACAUUCACCUGCCGCGGCCUUUUGUGGUACCACAGCACACGUUUCGUGUACGCCAAGCUGAUGGCAUAUUGACGUAUGCCUCUUCUUAUGGUCUGCGCAUUGAAUUAGAGGCUUCAGAUGACGACUCAUGGCCGCCCUUAGACCACGAAGAUUUUGGCCUCUCACCUCUAUAUCUGGCGGCAGUCCACCCGCUCAAACGCUGUAUUGUGUCGACAAUGGAGUUCACUGGUAUUGCUGGAUCUCUAAGAAAUAUGGUCAUUGUUACAUCUGGACACCCGCCGGUGCCCGGUGUUAAACUGACUCAUACAAAUUACCUUCUCUGCGCCGACUUAAAAUGGACAACUGAAUCUGCACGCGAGAGUACACAGCCUGCUAAAGUUGUCAUCCCACAACCCACUACGUUUGUCGAAAUGCCAAAUGGCGAAUUUGAAGAACAGAAGCCUGCACCAAUUUCAAUACCUGGUCCAGAGGAUGAAAAUGAAGCUCCUGGUCGCAGCAGCAUAGAAGCAGCUGAUGAUCAGCCGGCGGAACCAGAUACCCCGUCUCGCUUACUUCGCCAUCGCGACGUACAAACUAAUUAUAAUCUCAAAGCCCUUAGUGAUAUCGCAAGAGGGCGAAAGCGACCUAAUCAUGACCUGCAAUCGGAUUCGAGGCAGCUUGAGGGCGGCCAGGUGUUAUACAGCCUGUCUGUGAACCAAGGUCUUCGGCUUGAUUUAUACCGCUGUAUUGCCUGUGGUGCCUCCCAAGGCUCAGUACAACUUCUUCAAGCUCAUUUUGAACAGCACCAUACCGCCUACAACUUUGAAUUAUCUGAGGGUGAGAAUGGCGUCACAUUCACAGUUACAACUCGCCAACCAACUCCCUCAAUUUCAGAUAUUGUACCGUUCGAGCUACCGGCAUGGUCAUCCAGACAGACAUCGCACGCUGCUUCCGAGGAUGCUGAACCUAUAUCGCCUGCUGCUCGAAGACACUGGAAAGCUAGACUCCAAUCACCAAGAAAACACGCGGGGACGAAACUGCCUACUCCACCGAGCGGUGAUGUAGAUGAGGCUGUCAUCUCCCGUAUAUCAAAACGGAAGAUUAUUGAAGGACCGCCUGUGCUGGUCCCGCAAAUAAAACAGACGCUUUAUCAUCCGAUUAGCAAGGCCAAGUUGAAAGCAGGAGAGCUCCUCCCUAGCACGGAACCUGACCAGGCGUGGCUUUUGCAGAAGCAUCGGGAUAAUAUUGCUGAGUUUACUGAUGUGAGCGACUGCGAAAAAGACUUUAUUUGGAAAUGGGACGAUUUUAUCCUGCGACGGGACAUUAGCGCCCUGGUGUAUCUGGCACCACUCUGGCUCGAAUUUGUUAAAACAAAUGCCCGUUGGCUUGUUGCAUCGCCGGAGCGGAUGAUAGAGUUUGGAAACCACAUGGCGGUUCUCCUAGCUAGGAAUGCUCUCGAUGACGAGAUUAUGGAAUCGGCUCUUGUCUAUAUCAAAGAGGCUCGAAAAGAGGCCCCUCCCGCGGGCUAUAGAGACCAUGCCCCGUUUGUAAACGCAGGGCCUAUUAUCAAAAGUGCGAGCGGUUGCAGUGUAUGUAAACUGCCUGUCCGUGGCCCUAGAACGCUUGUGUGCGCAAACAAGAUCUGUACACAUCGCCAAUUUCAUUCGGACUGUAUCCGUGAUGCAGCCAAAAUGGAUGUGAGCCAGCGGCGCUGGAAGUGCAAUGAUUGCUGCGGCGAAGAGAUGGAUUUGUCAUAAUCUGCGAAUAAAAAGGAACCAUGGCGGCGUUUAACAAUUCCGGGAAUACUAUCUGGAGCGAGGGGAUAGAUAAAUGAAUGAAUGAUACUGUACAGUACCCGACCAAGCAUUGGUUACUUUAAUACACUGCGAAUCGUAAAUCGUUUACAUUCACAUUUCACCAUUGUUUCGUAUUGUGAACCGUCAAGUGUAAAGUAGAUAAAUGCUUCUUUUCCUUUCUUUUCGUCCAUAGGAUAUUACCAUCUAUGCUAACCAAACAGAAAAUAAACGCCAUGCGGAAAAAUAAGCCCUCUUGAUGCCCAGAAUUACAGACCAAACGAGAAUAGAGAAAACAGAAAAGAUGCCGGGGGAUGUACACGUUGAAUAUUACACGCCAGAGGGAUACUCUCACCUCUGUCGUUUCUUGUCCUGCCUCUCCUUCUCGGUGCGCUGCCGCUUCCUGCUCUCCUCUGAGAUGAAGUCGGCAAGGUCCUCAUCGUGCUGCCACUGCGCGCCCACGCCAUCCUGGCGCACACCCGCCUCAAACUUUUGUCGCAGCUCGUCCUUGUCGAUAGACCCGCUCUGGAGCGCAUCCAGGUCAAUCGCAACGUCCACGUCUCCAGGCUUCUUGCGCUUGCGGCCCUCGUCCUCGCGGUCAAGGUAGUUGGGGUUGUUGGCUGCCGCGAGGUCGUAUGCGCGGUCGCUGCCAAAGAAGCCUUCUGCGCGCACUUGGCGCUCCGGAAGGACUGUGUAAGCCGAGCGUGCGGGCUCGUCGGAUUCUUCAUCGCGGCGGGCCUUUCGCAGGUCCAUGCCAGCGGAGUCGGGGUACAUGCCGCCCGGUUGACUUGGCGUUUCUAGGCCAGACGGUGUCUCCAGACCGCUGCGGUCAACUGCUCCCUCAUCAUCGUCGUCGUUGUCAUCGUCAUCAGACUCGUCUUCGUCUUCUUCUUCUUCCGACUCUUCUUCCUCUUCCUCGCGUGGCUGCAGCUCGCCCCAUAGUGUGCGGUCAAUGGGUUCGUUGAGCUGUGCGGUUUGUGCUUGCGCUUGCGCUGCGAUACCAAAGACAUCGCCGCCGUAGAGCGGGCGGUUGAAUUCGUCUACUGGAGGCUUGCCCCAACCGCCGGGGUGGAAACCCCAAGAGCCACCAGGAGGUGGAGGGGCAUUGAGGCCGGGGAUCUUCAGGGCGGGAUAAGAGGGAGGAGGGCCGAAUCUUUGCUGGUUGAUGAGCCAUGGCGGAGGGGCGCCGACGGGUAUGCCGAGGGCUUCUCGUGCUUCGGCAGACAGGUCGCCAGGGCGGAAGUCUUGGUAGUCUACCUCGCUUUCCUUGCCUUCGUAGUAGACUUCGCCAAAGCGUGUAAGCUCGGGCUUAGUUUGGAAUCGGAAAAAUGCAUCGUAGAGUUUCUGAUAGUCAAUGUCGAGUCGGCCCAUCUUGGGCGCAACGCGCUCUCGCUGUUUUUGCUUCAGGCUUUGUUCGGCUUGUUUCUCAAGCACAGCAUCUCGCAUUUCGGCGAUACCAGUCUCGGCGAUGAACUGGGGUAGGCGGAACGCCGACUUUUCGAUACCACGCUUCGACGAGAGAUACUCGCGCUUCAUCGACCAGUGGGUAGGUACUGGCACCACGUUCUUUUGAGACUUAAUCUGCACAAGGAGUCUAGGAUCGGUCGACGAAACAUCUUGCCAGUCAACAACUUCGGGGACUUUGGCUAGCGCCUUGAGUUCAGCAAUAGAGAUUUUGUUAAGCUCCUUGCGUUUCUUCUUGGAAAUCUUGGGGGCCCCGUCGUCCUCGCCAGGGAUGUCAUCGUCGUCGUCUCCGAGCACCUCGCCACGCUUAGCGGUGAUAGCAUCUUCGGCUGUUUCCUCGCUAUUGCGAGGAGCAGAGAAUUUGCUGAAAAUAUCUUUAAACGCUGCGAAAGCGGGAUCGUCUUCGUCGGGGAACGCUUCGGCAACAACCUCAACCGUGGGCUCGUCUUUCGGUGCGGCUUCUUUGUCGUCGCGCGUAGGCUCCUUUACGGCUAAGGGUUCCGUAGGUUCGGGGUUC